UCGCGGUCUCAAGAAUUCACGAAUUUGAAGAGGAGAGCUUCGACGAAGAAUUUCAGUACUUUAGUGAUUUCUCUGACGAGGGUUCAGUAAUCGGCGAAGCGCUUGAGUGCAGCCCACCUUUUCCACCCAGGAUGGCUCAACAAGGAAAAUGGCGAGAGGACCAGGUCCUCAUCAUCUGCCCCGGCAGCCAGACUACUAUGGCCCAGCUAGGCUGUAGCGAACUUACUCCUCCCGCGCAUCGUAUUCCCACCAGAAUGUUCAAAGAUCCCGAAACCAAGGAGUACACGCCUCACCGUAUAUACAAGCGCAAGAAGGCUGGCGCAUCCGGAAGUGCCAAUGCCAAUGUCAAUGGCAGUACCAGUGCUAGCGACGAUAAAGAUGACGAUGAUCAAUGGGAAUAUGUUGAGGAUCAGGACAGUGUUGAGGGCGCAAUUUAUCCUCUCCAGGGCGGUCGCAUCGUACAUAUGGGCGCCUUCUUAGCAUUCCUCGACCACGUCCACAGUCUGCUCACGACGACCUACCACAACACACCCAUCAUGCUUAUGGCAUCGCCGCAGUGGACGCGACCCUGCUGUGAAACGAUCGCGCGAUACAUAUUUGAGAAGACCAAGACUCCUGCUCUGUGCCUAUUGAAUAGUGCCAUCGCGACACAGUAUGGCAUGAAGUGGCCGACUUUGACGGUCGUGGAUAUUGGCUAUGAGAAAGUCGAUGUCACUUGCAUUCACGAGUACCUCAUCGUUAGCCACAAGCAAUUGGGUAAUCCUAACCCCUUCCGAGAUAUUUCAGGUGGAGAGAUAUUUACCCAAAAGCUACUAUCGCUUCUGAAGGGUAAAAACUUUACCUACGACAUGGCCGAGCAGCUCAAGAAGAGCCCUCUAUGUGAAGUUCUACCAUACGUGCCCGAAGCGGAGAACUUCAUGGAGCUCCCUACGGAUAAUCCGACUGCGGCCGUUAACCAGUCUACCGGCGCUGCUCCGCCCAGCGGAGAAGGUGUGAGAGUUGUUGAGCCGCCGAAAUCCGUCACUGCCUUUGGCGGUGAGACGGAUGGUGCAGCUACGGAUGGAAAGGAACCUGAUGAGGGUGUCCUAGAUGUAGCCAACAUCGUCACUAGUGGAAAUACUCGAGAAUUCCUCGCGAAGAAAGAAAAGGAGAAGGCCGAAAAGGCGAAGUCGAAGAAGCAAGGCAAGGGUCAGGAAGCCGAGCCUGCUGCAGCUAAGCCAGCUCGAUUGCCCAACUCCAAGAGAAAGGUGAACACGUUCCACUACGAAGAAUUAGUCCACGAGGACGUAAAAAUUCCCACCUCGAACGGAGCUCCUAAAACGGAACCCUUCGUUCCAACAAAUGGUACUGCGCCCGCAGGUGAUGCGCAGACUACCGAGGGUGCACCUGGCGCCCAAGAGACGAAGCCCGAAGGAUCUACAGACGCGAAUGGUGAUGCUGCAGAGUCCAUUGUCAAUGCUACUGGAACGGAGCGACGAACGAAGCGAGAGCGCCGAGACAUCGAGAUCGGACUCGAAAGAUUCCUCUUCGCAGACCGUCGCGAGAUAGACCGCAUUACGGAUACGAUUUACCUAGCGAUUCAGAGCGUCGAGGAACUCUACAAGCGCCCCGGAUGCUGGGACAACAUCGUCUUUGUCGGCAACGGAAGUCGCCUACGCGGCAUCAAGGAUAACAUUAUCCAGACUCUUAUUGCGCGCCACAUGGUCUCGCCUAGCACCGCUACUAUUUUCACUUCCGAACUACCCUCAAACAUGGCGACGCCGAGUGGAACCGGUUCCCAGACACCCACCGGUUCCUUUACCGGCCAGCUCCCGACCACGAGCGCGGUUAACCCGCUUCUACAAGCGGCAACGACAGCUUCUCUGGGCGUUCCCGGCUCUGCACUUGCCCCCGGUUCGACAGCAGGUGACAUUGUGACUGGCCACCAUUCGCACGGCCAAUCGCCCAUGAGCAUCAAGCAGGCACCUCCGCCUACGUACCUGGCGGAAUGGACCAAGAACGGCUUCGAGGAAUCAAUGUUUCUCGGCUCACUCAUCGCGGCGCGUCUCGCUUUCUGUGUCCAUAACUUGGACGCCCAGACUUCCGAGUCCCAACGCAUGAUGAGUCUUAACCGCGUUGAUUACAACGAACACGGCCCUAAACUGAUUAACUCCCACUCGAUGCUAGGUUGAACGCGAACACCCGACAAGGGUUCCCGAAACGGUAUCCGUUCCUAGUCGGCGGCUCCUAAUUCUUUGCGUUCACUGCACUGCACUGCGUAUUCCCCCAUCCCCAUCGGAGUUUCGGGUUAUGAAGACAAAAGUUCUUUCUCUUUUUAUACACCCCGAGGACGUGGUGUCAUGUUUUCCCUGGUUGUCUUCCUCAGGGGAUCUCGGCUUUGCGGGCCAGAUCCAAGGCAGGAUCUUCGUUUUUUUUCUUCUCCAACAAGGCAUUUCGGGGGGGCGUUGGUAGUUAGGGGUAUAUUUGCUGUCUUGUAGGUUCGCUGGGUGCUACGGCGCCAGGUGGACUGAGCCGCUGCCUGUGGGUGGCGAGGACUUGCUGUACUAUAGUCCCGAUGACGGUGGAUAAUAGUAAAAUGGCUUCUGUUUGAGUGAGAGUGUUAA
Annulohypoxylon maeteangense is the source of this 2603-nucleotide messenger RNA. RefSeq lists its product as uncharacterized. The coding region runs from base 132 to 2171 and encodes 679 amino acids. The record is from RefSeq and is a predicted model, not a curated record. Lineage: Eukaryota; Fungi; Ascomycota; Sordariomycetes; Xylariales; Hypoxylaceae. The transcript has 2 exons.